UUUCAAUAUUACGAUUACCGUCGUUCGGGGACAAACUUACAGGGGGGCGUCGAGAAGGCUUAUUCGUGGGGCUACCUGCUCCGGCGGACUAGUCCAUACAAAUCUGCCUGGUGACGAUCAGAGAAUCAUUUUAUCAUCAGCUUAGCCAAAUUCUAAAGCAUAUAACCGACGAACAACCGAAUUGCAAAAAUGGUGGUCUGUAGCUACCUGCACUACCUGCCCGAGCACUUCCUCGCGACGUGGGCGAUGUUUGGCCUUGCAGGUGCGGUGUUGGUCGCGCUGCUGUCGACCUCGGCCUUCCGGUUUCUGUACAUGAACCCGACGUUGACAAAGUGGCAGUACAAGUCGAGCGGCAAGUUUCCCAGCGCCCACUACGUCCGAGAGGAGAUCUACCAGACGUUCAAGGGGGUAUUUUUCGCGACAUUCUUUCCGGCCUUGUCGAUGCACUUGCGCAAGGAGAGCUACAUGAAGGGCUACUGCCCGGCGGACGUCACGGGGGAAGCGGACCAGGAGUAUUACUUCUCCGUUCUCCGCUACUGCUGGGAAUUCGUCCUGAUCGUCGGCAUCACGGACUUUUACGAGUUUUUCUACCACUGGUGCGGGCACAAGUUCGACCACGCCUGGAACAUACACAGGCAUCACCACAAGUACUGCAACCCGACGCCCUUCGCGGUGAUCGCCGACGAGCCGUUCGACAACUGCGUGCGCGCGUCGCCGCUGUUCUUCCUCCCGCUCUUUCUCACCCUGAACUUGAACACGCUGUUCCUCACCUUUACCCUCUUCUUCUACAGCUGGGGCAUCUACCUGCACUGCGGGUACGAGGCGGACUGGAUUUUUCCGUCGGACCACCCGUGGAUCAACACCUCGUUUCAGCACUACGUGCACCACGCUAAGGGGACGCGGUCGCGGCCCUACCACUGCGG
Molecule: messenger RNA, 923 nt
Organism: Amoebophrya sp. A120
Lineage: Eukaryota; Dinophyceae; Syndiniales; Amoebophryaceae
Source: the annotation of a GenBank genome assembly